AGCAGCUGUGACUGCAAAUCACUCCACGAAAACAGGAAACCCUCAGAUGGCACAGCCCCUUUGCCAUUCCUCGAUCAAUAGCACUGAGAGCAAUGCCUGUAACAUGCAUCCAGGACAGCAAGAGAGCUUUUGCAUGCAACUGCAGCGAGUGUUCAUUUUUAAGCUGGUCUCUUUGCCUCUCGGUGGAACGCAGAGAUUACACACGGCCGGCGUCUUCCCCGGUCCCGCCCCGUCGCUAUGGCGGCUCAUCCGAUCUGGAGGAUGCUCGGGAGCCGCCACCUGCUCGUCCUGCUCCGCUCCCCGCUGCCGAGCGCCGGCCGCGCCCGCGCUGCGCACAGAGGCACAGCCAUUCAGUGGGAUCUAUCUGAAUAACACAGAAUCAGGAAUAUACUGCUGCGUGUGCUGCAAUGCCCCACUCUUCAGCUCAGAGAAGAAGUACAAUUCUGGGACUGGAUGGCCAUCUUUUUCUGAGGCUUAUGGUGCUUGUGGCAGAGAUGAAAGCAAUACCAAUAUCAUGAGACGACCAGAUAAUUCACUGGGAUCAACUAGAACUGAAGUUGUCUGCAAACAGGUGCGGGUAAUCGCAUGAGGAGCAAAUUCGGCGUUCGGCGGAGCAGUCUCCGGACAAGGAGGCGGUGGCCAAAGAGCUCGGCGGGAAGUAGGAGGAUGCUGAGCCCUGGACGUGAACAAACCACCCUCCCAGAAAGCAGCAGCUUCGUGUCAUUGCACUAAAAUGACACGAUCUCAUGAAAUACACGGUACCACCAAGUGAUGACAGCAGAACUAUGGACGCAAGCUGGAGACGAAUGGGGAAACAUUUCCUCCAGCAGCUGAUGGCAAAACUUAGCAGGUGCUGUAGGUAGUGCGCUAUGUCUUCAUAUCUCAAGCAAACACUCAACUUCUUCAUUUAAGUCUCUCUCUGAGAUCAUAAAAAAUAGGAUGCAAUAUCUUAAAAAGACUAAUGACAUUUCACAGGUAAUGCAAUUUAGAAAGAAACACUUCCAUGUUUUCUUUUCCAACAAUGUGCAUUUUUGUAAACUGCUAUAAAUUGCAAUUCAAAAGCCCUGAUCUCGCCAUCCCCAAUCAUUUUUUAUACUGAUCAAAUGAAUGCAGAUACUCCCAUUUGGGAGGGGCGACAUGACAUUUCACUUGGCAGUUCUAAACAGGUCACAGACCUUUCACAGACCCUAAGGCAGUGGGAGGGAGCUCUUUACGAAACCGUGUAACCAAAUCAAACCAAUGGUUACCCCUUUUCAAUACCAUUGGAAUGGUUUGCACAAUGCUAUUCACAUAGCAGCAGAGAAACUGAAAGGAUGGUCAUCCAAUGGAAAUUUCUUUUCUUUUGUUUAAACUUGUGGAGCUCAAAAAAAAAAAAAAAAAAAAAAAACCAAAAAAACAAAAAAACCCCACCAAAACCCAAAACCAAACCCCAAAACCCCCCUGGAAAACAAUUACUUUUUGUAUGACAAAAAGCCAAACACUUCUACGUACAGACGUACGUGUACACCAGGGCCUUCAGCGCGCCUGGAUGUUUAUACAGAUAUAGUCACGCAUCUGUGUGUGGGGAUGUACAUUUAUUGGAGAUGUUGCUUUGUUUGAAGCCAUAGGCACAAAGACACAACAUGGCUGCCCUGGAGAUGACCUAUUGCUUUCAAGUUGCUUGAACACAUCAGAAUUUCUAUUGUUGAGGUUGAUUAAUUGUAACUGAUAAGUUACCAUGAAUAAAGAUUGUUUUUCUGUUUAAUGUG
Corvus hawaiiensis (hawaiian crow) is the source of this 1748-nucleotide messenger RNA. RefSeq names its product methionine sulfoxide reductase B2 (gene MSRB2). Gene Ontology annotation, biological process: response to oxidative stress; protein repair. Gene Ontology annotation, cellular component: cytoplasm. The transcript has 6 exons. Gene Ontology annotation, molecular function: peptide-methionine (R)-S-oxide reductase activity. Lineage: Eukaryota; Metazoa; Chordata; Aves; Passeriformes; Corvidae. The coding region runs from base 47 to 589 and encodes 180 amino acids. The record is from RefSeq and is a predicted model, not a curated record.